Molecule: messenger RNA, 978 nt
Organism: Lottia gigantea (owl limpet)
Lineage: Eukaryota; Metazoa; Mollusca; Gastropoda; Lottiidae
Exons: 1
Coding region: 1-978 (325 amino acids)
Source: RefSeq, a predicted model, not a curated record
AUGGCAAACAAGUUUGGAUUAGGGUCUUUACCUCUAGAAUCUAAAAAUCCCAUGAGUUCUACGGCGUUUAUAAACAAAGCGAAACCUUUUUUCGUGGAUCAAAUCGGAGACACCUUACAAGGGGAUAUCGAUAUGAACAAUUUCAAAAUAACUAAUUUAAAGUUUCCAGGAAACGAUAACGAUGCCGUGAACAAGAAAUAUUUACUGGAUCAAAUAAACGCAAUUCAAAUAGAUAAGGACCAUGUUGAAAAUAGAAUAAAUGACGUGAAAAGAUUCAUCGGACGAAAUAUUAAAAAUCUUGUGGACGAACCCAAACUACAACAAAAGUUAACGAGUUUGAAACGUCUUAUUCAAGUGGAUAAAACAAGUCAGUUGAUAUCUAAAUUAGACGAUAAGAUUACGAAGGUAAAAAUAGACGUCCAACGUUUAAUAGACAACCCAAAUGUAAACGAGGAUAGAUUGAAACGAAAACUAACCGCUUUGGAAAGAAAACUUGGUGAAUUGCUAGCAGAACUAGACAAGACGGCGGACAAAACCGAGUUACAAAAUUCGAUAUCCAAUUUGAACGAAAAGAUCGCGAAGCAAAAAUCAGAUGUUCAAGAUAUAAUUAACACACUUCCCAUUGACAAAGAUAUGUUGAAACAACAAUUGACUGCUUUGGAUACUAAAAUCACGGACGAAUUAGAAAAAGAAGUGGGUGUGAUUAAAAACUUUCUUCAAAAUAAAUUUCGAGAUGAUAUGAAAAAUUAUAUUAAAGAACAGGUCAAUCUUUUGGUAUCUAGAAUUCAUGACGAUUUUUUGAGACAAGAGAGAAAGUUGAGCAAAUUAGAAGCUAUUGUCACGGACAAAUCGUAUUAUUUCAAUCUUCCGUUCGAAAGUGACACUGUCUUCGAUAGAAAAGACCAAAUUUAUAAAUCAAACAAAUACGGAUUCAAAGCAGAAAUAAAAGUGGGUUCUCUCGAAUACGGUGAACCUUAA